AACUGAUCUAUCUUCCUCUAAUAAUAAAAAAUAAUAAUAUAAUGAUACCCUUUUUCUAAUUCUAUCUUGCUUCCCACUCACAUACAACACACAACAUACAUUACGCACGACAUAACACAGCCAUACGUACAUACCAGCAUAACAAUCCGUUACUUCGUAUCAAUUCUUCUUCUUCUACUUGAUUCCCCAAUUUAAAUUUUUUAUUUUCCUGCUUAACAAGUCGAGGGUCCUCAUUAAAAAAAGAAAGAUAAAAAAAAAAGUCUUGGCACCCUUCUUUCUCUCCCCUCAAUUAUUAUUAUCAAUUACCAACCGAGUGUUUCUUUAUAUCCAUCCAUUCCCAUUUCCCGCCGCGGGUCCCCCGACCUUGUGCCUAGUAACCUAGUAGCAAUCAAUUAGAACAAUUCCCCCCCAUUUUCCAAUUAGCUAACACACACAUACACACACACACGGACGAUCCGGCACUUAUUCCCGGAUGCGCCAUCCUGCAGUCUUGUGUUCAUUUCAGCCUCAAUUGAAUCCUUCGGAGUCGGUUUGCAUGCGGUUUGAAACGACGACGUACGCGCAGGCGGGUGACACGCAUAUGAGCAGCGGCAGUGGUAUCAGUCGGAAUUGGAACAAUACCAAGUACAGGGAGCAAAUGCGCAUGUCGUCAUCCCAGAUCCUCCCGACGGAUUUGUCGUACGGCAGCAGUAACGGAGUCGUAGUAGGACGAGUGCGUUCGGGGAGUUCUGCUGCUGCCACCAGUACCACCACCACCACUGGUUCCAAUUCCGCCAAUUCUGUGGUCUCCGCAUUAUCGCCAAUUGCGAUCCUAACUCCAACCUCGGCGAGCACCCUCUACGCCUCCCCCGAUUCGGCCGGGGGACAGACAUUUUUCGGCGGCGGUGGUGGUAGCAGCGCCAAGUCUGAACCCGAUGACGACGAUAUUUACGACGGCGCCGGCAGCGGGGAUAGCGUUGGUGAUCAUGGUCACCACCACCACCUCGGCCACGGCGCCGUAGGUUCCGUCGCCACCGCUUCUUCCUUUGCCGAACCCGCCAAGAAGAAGCAAAAGCGCAACAAACCCACGCUGUCGUGUCACGAAUGCGUCGAGCGCAAAACGAAGUGCGAUAGAGGUAGACCUCACUGUUUAGCAUGUAUAAAACGACAAACGGAAUGCAAAUAUGCCCACGUAGCGAAUCUCCUUGAGGAGACAUCACGAUCAGCCACCAACGGCCGACGGAUGACGAAACCACCCAAGAAGAAGGUGACAAUGAGCGGGAUGAAGCCCGCAAUCCCAAACAUAGCAGAUAGAGGUAUUCUUACUAGCCGGAUCGCAUCUCCAGCAUCCAAUGUCUUCGGGGUAGGCACAGAACACCCUUUCGCCAAUUACUGGACAUGCGAGGGCGGAUUACCCGAAGUUAUCGGCGUCCUCCCCGAAAAGUUGCAAGCCGACAUCUUGCUUAGCCAAUAUUACGAAUGCGUGGAUCCAGUUUACCCUAUCGUCGACCGUCAUACCUUCUACCUGGAAUACGAACACUUCUGGGCGCUUCGAGAUGCGGAGAAGACCGACGCCGCUUUUGUAGGUCUGAUUUUCAUCAUGAUGGCCCUAGGAACCCAAUUUGUUACCACAACAAACCCUAAGGAUCGCAAACAAACCUCCGAAUUCUACGCAUCGGCGGGCAACCAGGCUUUACGUAUGUCCUCCUAUCUAAGUACAGCGACGCUAAGCUCCGUUCAAGCUAUGGUCUUAAUCGGCUACUUUUUAAUAAAUGAUAACCACGCCUCAGAUGGGUGGGCAUUUUCCGGCCUAUUAUUAAGGCAAGCCUAUGCGAUGGGUCUUCAUCGAGACCCAAAUAUAGUAAUCCCCAACGCAAGCGAGUUCGACAAACAACAACGGCGUAAGCUCUGGCAAGCCGUCCUCGUCCAAGACACCUUCCUAACAGUCCUACUCUCAUUACCCCCAAAUGCCACACAUACCGAUGUCAAAGUCGACGAUUUCGUCGGCGACCCAUCCGGCUUUGGUGAUUCCGACCCUAUCGACAUAGCGUACAUCCGAGGGACUUGGAUGUUGGCCAAUUUGGUCCAGGAAACCAUCUCCAGUCCUCGGUCCCUCGACGUGCCUAUCUGCUCUACUCAACGGCAGAAAUCGAAGCUUGUUGCUGACUUCCGCGCCGUAUAUCGUUCGUUCCCUGACGUCUUUCGGUCGUGGGAUCAAGAAAGCAUUGCGCAACUCGCCUGUAGUAAUAAGCGUGUCGUGAGGCAAACGCUGUUCUUAAGCAGUAAUUAUUACCACAACCUCAUGCUAGUACAUGCUUCUGAGAGCCCCGACGUACCUGUCAACGUUAGAGCGACCCUCGAAGCCGCUCACGAAGCGCUAUCCUGUUUCUUCGUCUUGUUUACGUUAUUCGAUCCCGAGGCACGCGUAUGGUGGGUCUUCCACCACAGAGCUUUCUUAGAGGCAUUGUGCAUAGGGAGUGUUCUGCGUGAGGCCGGUAGAGACCCAGCUACUGCAGACCAGUUCUUGAGGGACCCGCUGUUCGCUAGGGCGAAGGCAGAUAUAACUCGUAUGAUCCAAAUCAUGAAAAUAAUCGCCGAUGGAGACCAAGGCUCCGAAGAUGCCAGGACGAGAGUAGAGGUCCUGAGUGAGUUCUUAUAAGAUGGACGGGCAAUGUAUUGUAUUUGUCAAUUAAGUACAUAACCACCUAUUCUUCGACUUUGACUUUGGCUUCAACCUUGACUUGGCUUUUGUCAUCGCUGCCACUACCGCCGCUCGUAUUGGCAUUGCUGCCACCGCUUGGGUUGGCAUUGUCGGCUUAUAUAUAUAAUCAGUAAGGCUUAUAGAUAUAUUACGAAUGGGGAUUUUUACCUUCGAGACGGCGCCGGAG
Molecule: messenger RNA, 2867 nt
Organism: Hypoxylon trugodes
Lineage: Eukaryota; Fungi; Ascomycota; Sordariomycetes; Xylariales; Hypoxylaceae
Product: fungal-specific transcription factor domain-containing protein
Exons: 8
Coding region: 473-2638 (721 amino acids)
Biological process (GO): regulation of DNA-templated transcription; DNA-templated transcription
Cellular component (GO): nucleus
Molecular function (GO): DNA binding; zinc ion binding; DNA-binding transcription factor activity, RNA polymerase II-specific
Source: RefSeq, a predicted model, not a curated record